GGUGUGUCCCCAGCCGAGGGGUACGCUAUGCCAGAAGGGCCGUCUGUGAGGAAGUUUCACCACCUGGUCUCUGCCUUUGUGGGCCAGCAGGUGGUCAGGACGGGGGGCAGCAGUAAAAAGCUGUGUCCUGCCACACUGCAGUCCCUGUGGCUUAAGGACACGCAGGUCCUAGUCCAUCUCUGGAUUCUGUCCAGCUGGCUUAUCCUGUGCUUCCAGGAUGGCCCCUUGGUCCCUCCAUGCAUCCCUGACUGCUGGAUUUGCUCUGUACAGGGAAAGAAACUAUUCCUCAGAUUUGAUGCAGAUGAAGAAGUCGGGGCUCCUGACAACAGCCCUCUGCCGCAGCCUGGGCAGAAAGGAAGGCGGAGAGAAACGGCUGUGGGCCCAGCACCAGCGCCCAGCGCCCAGAAGGCCUGUGACGGGUCCCCCCAGCCCAUGGAGCUGCUUCCUGGGGGCCCCGUUGUUCCUGGUGGCCUGGAGCAGGACAGCCCCGCAGCAGGGGCCCCAAGGUGGCUGCAGGUCCGCUUUGGUUUGUUUGGCAGCGUCUGGGUGAACGAGUUCUCCAGAGCGAAGAAAGCCAACAAGAGGGGAGACUGGCGGGAUCCCGUGCCCAGGCUGGUCCUGCACUUUGGCAGAGGUGGAUUCCUGGUGUUCUAUAAUUGUCAGAUGUCUUGGAGCCCUGCGCCAACGAUAGAACCCCGCUGUGACAUACUGUCUGAAGAGUUCCACCGAGGACAGGCCUUGGAGGCUCUGGGUCGGCCGCAGCCUGUGUGCUACACGCUGCUGGACCAGCGAUACUUCUCGGGGUUAGGGAACAUCAUUAAGAACGAAGCCUUGUACAGAGCCCGGAUCCACCCCCUGUCUCUUGGCUCGCUCCUGAGUGCCCCGUCCCUGGAGACCCUCGUGGAUCACGUGGUAGAGUUCAGUGCAGACUGGCUUCAGGGCAAGUUCCAGGGCCAGCAGCAGCACACGCAGGUCUACCAGAAGGAGCAGUGUCCAGCAGGGCACCAGGUCCUGAAGGAGGCCUUUGGGCCCCCCGGUGGCCUCCAGAGGCUCACCUGGUGGUGCCCGCAGUGCCAGCCCCGGCUGCCACCUGAGGAGCCGCAGCAGCUCCAGUCCUAAGUCACCAGGGCCCUGCUUCGUGGUCUUGGCCUCUGGGGACUGCGAUCCCUAGGGUGUGGACAGGGACUCGGAGUGGUACGGAGGAGGAGUGGGCCAGAGGUGCGGGUGGUGUUUCCCUUCUCACUGGAGUGGUGUGUGAGGCAUGGAUUGCUCGAUGGUAGAUGCUUCCCUUUUCUAGCUGCAGUAAUGCUCCCUCAUUCUAACAUGGCGAAGGUGUCAGUGAAGGGACAUGGCAGGGGCCUGGAAGAGAACACCUGCUGUGCUCCCAGUGUUGCUUUUCAAGUCUUUUGUUCGGGAAACUUUGGUUGAUUUGAAGGCCUUCUCUUUUGAAGAAUAGAAAAACAAAAUUUUCUUCCCUUGCUCCCCUGGAGAGAUCCAGGGAAGAGGACAAAGCAGCAGGCAAGGGUGUGGGUCAGCCUCCUGCCUGGUUCCUUCCCUCCACAUGGAGACUCAGGGGCGGACAGGUGAGCCGCCUUCCGAGAAAAGCUACUUGUUUACUCCUUUAGCAGCUGUGUUUCUGGCUGUUGACUGUUGAACGAUUGAACGAUUCAGGAAUCAAGAUACAAACAGCACAUCAGGUUGUUGGCAAUAGCUAGAUGAAACCAGGACAGCGACCUAAAAAUAAAGCUCUUUGUCAUUU
Fukomys damarensis (Damara mole-rat) is the source of this 1759-nucleotide messenger RNA. RefSeq names its product nei like DNA glycosylase 2 (gene Neil2). Gene Ontology annotation, molecular function: DNA-(apurinic or apyrimidinic site) endonuclease activity; damaged DNA binding; DNA N-glycosylase activity. Gene Ontology annotation, cellular component: nucleus. The record is from RefSeq and is a predicted model, not a curated record. Gene Ontology annotation, biological process: base-excision repair. The transcript has 6 exons. Bases 28 to 1119 code for a protein of 363 amino acids. NCBI's taxonomy places the organism in Eukaryota, Metazoa, Chordata, Mammalia, Rodentia, Bathyergidae.